Messenger RNA from Dermacentor silvarum, 6465 nucleotides. It is a transcript of the gene Tet, whose product is annotated as DNA N6-methyl adenine demethylase-like. Gene Ontology annotation, molecular function: zinc ion binding; DNA binding; DNA 5-methylcytosine dioxygenase activity. Gene Ontology annotation, biological process: positive regulation of transcription by RNA polymerase II; oxidative demethylation. Lineage: Eukaryota; Metazoa; Arthropoda; Arachnida; Ixodida; Ixodidae. Gene Ontology annotation, cellular component: nucleus. The record is from RefSeq and is a predicted model, not a curated record. Bases 281 to 6331 code for a protein of 2016 amino acids. The transcript is spliced from 14 exons.
UCUCUCGCGCCGGAGUAGGACGGGGCACACACACACACCCCGAGAGCUGCGGGCCGCCUUCCGUUCGCCAGUUGCCUCCUUUGUUGCCCCAGCUUCGUUGGCGGCCCACUGUGGACACGCGUGUGCGAUAGCGUGGUACGGCGUGCUCUGCCGCCGCGGCGGCUUGACGCGUCCCGGGACGUCCUGCUUUUGCCGUUGGAGCCACGCGGCCGCGAUGGCGGACGCCGGCCAGUUCCCCGGCGGAUAGCACUCUGACGCAGAUGCGCCCCCCCGCCUGGCCAUGAGUGAGCGGCAGCCGACGACGGCGCUGCACGGCGGGCCCUUCGAGCCCGGACCGCCGCAGGGCCCCGCGCCGGGGCCCGGGCCGCCGGCGCUGCUGGCGGCCCAGGACGGCUGGAUGAUGGGCCCCGGCGGACCCCCGUACCAGCUGCUGGCGGCGCCGCAGGAGUUCGGGCAUUUCGGGGCCCCACCGCCGUUCGAGCCGCAGUUCAACAAGGUGGCCUUCCCUUUCCCGCCGGGCUUCGGCUUCGCGCCCAAGGAGCCCGACGACGGCGGCAAGGACGAGGGCCUGACGGCGCGGCUGAUGGAGAAGCCCGGCGACGGGUCGUCGCCGAGGGCCGGCACGCCGGCCGGCGGCGUCGGCUACCGCCCCUGGGAGCAGGAGGGCUUCGAAGGCGCCCGGCCCGGCGACAAGGACCAGCGGCCCUUCAGCAACGGCCAGGACAAGGGCAGCGGUUCGCCGGGCCUCGGCUCCCAGGACAGCUCGCAGUCCAGCGAGCGCAUGCCCACCCCCGUGGACAAGAUGGCAGCGCAGCACCCGGCGCCGCCGUUUCCGAUGCAGCAUCAUCCCUUCGCCGACUUCCCCCCGCACCACGCGGUGUUCUUCGCGGCCGACAAGGGCUCCGGCGAAGAGCCGUCCUUCCAGGUGCCCUCCGUGUCGUCCACCACCACCCGGCACACACUGCUCCAGCCCAUGGCGCCCGCCUCGCACGAGCCCUGGGUGGACCAGCGCAACGGCCUGGCGGCGCCCCCGCCGCCGGGCACGCCGGACGCCAUGGACAAGGGCACCAAGAAGAAACGCAAGCGCUGCGGCGAGUGCCCAGGCUGCCUCAAGAAGGAUAACUGCGGCGAGUGCGGGCCAUGCAGGAGUGUGCGCAGUCACCAGAUCUGCAAGAUGCGGAAGUGCGAUCAGCUCAAGACCAAAAAGGAGAAAGAGCGCUAUGAGAAGAUGAUGCAUCAGAUGCACGAAAGGCGUCGGGGCACACCAGAUGAAAAUAAAAAUAUGCAACAGGUAGCGAGCGCCAUUUGCGGAAGCGGGGUUGCCGGAAAAGACGGAAUGGCGUCGUCCCCCGGCGGCAGAAAUAAUCUCAACGGGAGGACGCUGAACGGCUCCACGACGCCGUACCUCCCGCAGGGAGUGCCGGAACACCUCGGGCACCCAGGGAUCGGUGGCUUUUCUGGCCACAGCGAGUACCAGCUGCCACCCACAGCCAAGAGUGGGACAGCGGGUGGCCCGAAUCAGAUGUACGAAUCUGGUCCUUCAUUUGGGACCUUUCCAGCCCAACACCCUCAAGUGGUGGGUGCUUUCAAUGGCCAUCAGCAACAGCAGCAACAGCAGCAACAGCAGCAGCAACAGCAACAGCAGCAGCAGCAGCAGCAUGAUGGGCGCCUGCCUAUGGGCACUGAGGAGGCAGACUUCCCAACGCGUCACCAGAUGAUGAAUAAUCGCCUCAAGACUCUGAUUCAGACUAGGCAGAGCCAGAAGGAGCAAGGCCCUUUUCAGGGCCUGGAAAGCACACUGGGCCCAGCUGGCAACUUUGUGCAUCCGCAGCCAGCGCAGCCAGUACCUGACGAGCCCAUGGGUCACCAGCAGUUCACCCGUCAGGCACCUCCGAAUGAGGUAGGCCCCUCGCGGAGCUUCCCUCCCUUGGCAAGGAGCAACAGCGGCAGCAGCAACAGUGGCGGCCAUUCUAAUGGAAAUGCUCGGCCACCUUCAUCGAGUGAGCUCCCAGCUGAGGCCUGGCACGAGGCGAACCCCUCUAUGGGGCAGGCACGUGGCCGGCCAGAGCUGCCUGAGUUUGCCAAGAAUGGGUCGUCGUCCCAAGGGAGCAACAACUCCGAAGCUGAGUUCUCCCAGCCUGAGGAUCAGAGUCGCGAGAGUGAGUUUGCUGACAGCAGUGCUGAAACAAACAACACAUCCCGAGCCCCAAGUGGGCCUGCUGCUCCCACCAAUGGCAUGAUGUCAUAUGGUAACUUCUAUGGGGCACCACAAGAGCCGUCAGAAGCCAAAGUGGAAGCGUGUGACACCAAGAAGACGACACCCGCUACAAGUGCACCAAAUGCAUCAGAGGCAGACAUUCGUGGUGGUGCUCAGUACCACUAUACUUCAGCAGCCUCCAUUGGCACGACAACGACGGCCAGCACAGCCGCCAGCCACAUUAAGCAGCCCUGCAAUGGACCAGCCCCACCAUCAUCACCAUUUGCAGAGCGACAGUCACCGCGGGCAGCGUUUCAGGGGGCUCCGCCGUAUGUGCCCCACUUAGUGCCGCCCGUGCAGCGUGGAAACGAGAAUGACUCCAGCCACCAGCAACAACCGCGCAGUGAGAGUGAGCCUACUACAACGGAUGCAGUGCAGCAGCCUUUUUUAUCGAAUACGACCACAUCUAUGAGUACAUAUACAAGUAUUAUCAGUACAUAUAACAGCUUCGCCACUUCGUGCGCUCCUUCCUACCUAGCGGAGCAGCCGCCCCACCACCACCACCAGCAGCUGACUGCGGCGGGGGGGUCCAAGUUUGGUGGUGACGGUGCCCAAGAUGGGGCGGCUCGGGCGGGAGGGGCGCCCGACGUAGAUGCUGGUCGUAUUGCUGCUGUGGGCGAAUUCCGAGGACUGGAGUUGGGCCUGGCGCCUCUUGGGGGGCCGCCACCCCCUCACUUUGGAGGAUUUGCUGAGGGGCCUCUAGGCUAUGCAGGCCCCCCUUUCCCUCUGCCCCCCAUGGGCCCACCUGGGGCAUCUUUCGCCUCCCUUAAUCUGCCAGGUGCCGAUCCCUGGUGGGAGCGACUUGAGCGACUGCGGAGCAAUGCCAAGGCAGAGCCCCCCGCCUGCGACUGCCUGUCGCCUGAAGAUGCUCCACCUCUGGACAAGUCACCCUACUACACUCACCUUGGCUCUGGGCCAACUGUGGCCGCAAUUAGGGAAAUGCUUGAGCACAGGCUGAAUGAGACGGGCAGUGCACUACGAAUUGAGAAGGUGCUGUACACCGGCAAGGAGGGCAAGACAAGCCAGGGGUGCCCCGUGGCCAAGUGGGUGAUACGGCGCAGCGGUCCCAGUGAGAAGGUGCUGGUUGUACUGCGACAUCGGCAAGGUCAUCGCUGCCUGUCAGCCUAUAUUGUCAUGGCCAUCGUAGCAUGGGAGGGUGUCCAUGCAGACAUGGCCGACGACCUAUAUCGUACAGUUGUCCACAAAACAGUCAACUUUGGCUUCCCCACUCAGCGCCGCUGUGGCACCAACGAGCAACGAACUUGUGCAUGCCAAGGAGCAGACUCGGAAACCUGUGGAGCUUCCUUUUCAUUUGGCUGCUCAUGGAGCAUGUAUUAUAAUGGCUGCAAGUAUGCAAGGAGCAAAUCUGUUCGCAAGUUCAAGCUUUCAGAACAGUCAGAAGAACAGGAGCUUGAAGACAAGCUGCAGCAAUUGGCUACUGACAUGGCUCCCCUGUAUGCUAGAGUUGCACCAGAAUCGUACAAGAACCAGACUGAGUUCGAGUCUGAGGGUAUAUCAUGUAGGUUGGGCCUGAAACCAGGAAGACCAUUUUCAGGAGUCACAGCCUGUGUGGACUUUUGUGCCCAUGCUCACAAAGAUUUACACAACAUGAAUAAUGGCUGCACUGUUGUAGUGACAUUGACAAAAUACCGCGGGUUUGAGAAGGGUGAUGAUGAGCAGCUGCACGUGCUUCCAUUGUAUGUACUUGAUGCAACUGAUGAAUAUGGGAAGAAAGAUGGAUUUUAUGAGAAGGUGAAAGCAGGAUCAUUGGAGGUGCUCAGAAAAUAUCACACGACAACCAGGAUACGUAAGGUGCCUUUGGGACCCUGCAAGAAACGUGGACGAAAAGAAAAGAACCCUGAUGAAGCAGCACACGCUAUUCAGCAAAACUUAAACUCAGAGGCACAGACAGAUGAAGGGUAUGCAUCACAAACAAUGCCAUCACCAGUCUUCAGUCCCAAUUUUGAAGCACCAUCCUACCACAGAUCUCCUUUCGAAGAGAAGUACAAAUCAGGCAUGCCUCAAGUGAAGCAUGAAUCAGAACUUGGGAAUCCCAGGUUUGAGAUUCCCGUGGGCCCCUUUCGAUCUCAGCAGCAGUCUAGUUUUCAUCCUACUACUAUAGAGCCUCCAACAGCCAAGUCCUAUGGUACAUGUGUGCCAGGAUACAAAGUGAAAAAUGAAUUUUUGCCACACAUGUCUUGCCAGUAUGAUACAUCAGCGUCAGAAGGCAGUUUCUCUUUGCAGAAACCAAAUUCUCCUUGUGCUGAAUCUCAUGUUCCUUGUCUAGGUAAAGAUGACAUGAAAGUGGUGGUCAAAAAGGAGAAUUCCAGUGAAGCCUGCAUUCAGAGUACCCUGGACAAAGGAGGCCAAGUAUUAAACAAAACCUCAGGUAUGCCUCAAAUCUUGUCACCUCAUACUUCAGAACGAAUACAUCAUACAAAGGAUUCCAGUCCAUUUAAUCAGCCAUAUCUUCAGCCUCAACAAGAUCUUGCCUAUGGGAACCCUUACUUCGCGGGAAAUUACACACAGCAAGGAACACAAAAGAUGGCAAGUCUUUGUACCAUCCCUCAGAGCCCCAUGAUGACUACCAUUCCGGACACUCCUCCUGAGGAUCAUCAUUUGGCUAUGAACUAUUAUAAGUACAGGAUGGUCGACAGGUACCACUAUCCAAGCUACUUGCCACACAGUGGGCAGGAUGGCCCCCCUGUGGAAGGCCACAGCAUCGACCAUUUGCAGAACUUGGCUUCAGUUUCCAACCACCACCUGCAGAACCUCGAAUUAGGCCGUCCCAGUGGAGGCCACACUGUCUACUCGCCAUUUGUGGACAGAAGUGCUUCCAUGCCACCUUACCAUCAUCAGUCUCUAAGCGCCACAUUCAGCCCCAUCUCCCAGACUCCGUCCCAGGGUGUUAUGCUUCCACCAUCAUACGUCCCACAGGCGGUGUCUCCACACAUCACUCGAAAUGCUGGCUACGGUGCACCUGGCUUUUCCAGAAAUGGCAGCUUCCUACCUUCACCUCAUGAAACAUUUCCACCUCACCCCAGUCCUCCAGUUACUCCCAUGACGCCGCCAAGCACACCAAGGCUGACUGAACUGAACCCUGUGCGGAUGGACUCGCCACUUCACAUGCGUUCCCCAUACUACAUGGCUGGCAGCUUCGGCAUGCCUGUUGACCCAUCCUGCGGAGCCGCAAGGAGCCACAGUCAGGGUGCCCCCUUCCCUCAAGCGCCCUACGUGGAGGCAGCAGCGUGGGCCUCCGACCGUGACUACAGCGCAGGCUUCCAAGGCCCCUAUUAUGCACCUCGUGGCCAGUGCUUCCCAGCAGCAGUCACACCACCAAAAGACUAUGGCAUGCAGACACCUCCUGUUGCAGGCCCAACACGUCUGCCUGCUGGUCUUGCAACACCACCACCACAAGGCCGUUGCAUGCAGGAGCGUGCCAGUGUGCUUCCCCCCUUCAAGAACACCUUCAUGCCAGCGCAGACUGCACCAAAUGGCUUUGAGCGGCACUUGCAGACAUUUCGUUCUGUCAUGGAGGAUGCUCAGCGAAGCCAACCAGUUGGCCCUCCACGGCUUGCGCCACGGCCAGCUAGUCAUGAGGGCCUCCCUAGGGUAGAGAUACCCAAGGCUGAUGAAGAAGGCAUCUAUGAAGUUGACUCAGACAACGAAGCAGUGUUCCAGGACCCAGAAGUUGGUGGUGUGGCCAUUGCCCUAACGCAUGGAUCGGUAUUAUUUGAGUGUGCCAAGCACGAGCUCCAUGCUACCACUGCGCUUCGACGGCCCGACCGCAAGAACCCCACCCGCAUCAGCCUUGUCUUUUAUCAGCACAAGAACCUUAACUUCAGGAGCCAUGGCGAGGAAGAGUGGGAGAAAAAGAUGGAGGUUCGCAAGCUGGAGAAAGCUAAUGGAGAACGGCCGUCUAAGAAAAAAGCCAAACUCUCCUCGGAAAGGUUGGAUGAGGAUGGGUUCCCUACGUCGGCGCUGCGGCCAGCUGACCAGGCACAGUCGUGGGAGGGACCCCAUGUGCCCCUGCCCUCAUUCUUUGCCAUCAACCCAUACCAGAAGUGUUUCUAGCUUGGCCCAGACAGGAGUGCACUGGGAAGCUUCUAGUGUGCCAGCCAGAAAUUCAUGCAACAUAAGUCUCAAACAAAUGUGCAUUCAAUCACAGAAAUGUGUACAUGAUGUGAGGGGCUACUGCUGUGCAGUUU